Molecule: messenger RNA, 1541 nt
Organism: Fragaria vesca subsp. vesca
Lineage: Eukaryota; Viridiplantae; Streptophyta; Magnoliopsida; Rosales; Rosaceae
Exons: 2
Coding region: 22-1143 (373 amino acids)
Source: RefSeq, a predicted model, not a curated record
AGGUAUUAGGGUUUCAGAACCAUGAUGUCUUUAGCCAAAACAGGGAGAGUAAUGGAUACGCCGAUCUACCUACGCAUGGUCAUACCGGUCGGUCGUGACAAGUUAAAGAAUCGGUGGUAUGUGAUCGAGGAGACCGGAGAAGGCUCAGCAGCAGAUGAGUUGGGGGAGGAACACUGGGUCCAUAAGAGUCCAAAAGAUAGAGUUAAAAUUUUGGAUCUUCCCGAUUACGAUCAUAUGAUCCAGUCGGCCGGUUUCGCCGUCGCCAACUCCCGUUUAUUCCUCCUCGGUGGCAGUUAUUCCUGGUCGCCGACUCCCGCUGAAGAACGUGUACGGCCGAGUGGAAUUGUCUACAUCGACUUGCAGCAGAGCGACCCCUCUUGGUGCGAAAUCCAACUUCCAGAUGAAAUCGAAUUUACAUUCAUGCGUGUGCUUGGCGCGGUGGUUUCCGACGACGGCGAAUGGAUUUCUGCGGUGGGGGAAGGAGGAGGGGGGAUGCUAAGCUUCCGUCCCCGAGAUGUCGGGAGUUCUCUUGCUGUUGAGCCUUGUAUGAUCUUGCGUAGGCAUAGUUCUCUUUUGCUUGCUCAUACUGAGACCAAGAUUUUCAUGUAUUGCCGUGACUUCCAUCCCAGGGCGCUCCCUUCCGGUGUUUUACUCUGCAAUGAAUUGAAAUUCAAUUUUUGGGGAAUGUUGGAUAAGCUACCAUGGUGCAGCAGGUCCACGACCGCCGUGGUGGUGAGAGACUCGUAUCUGAUUUCCUUUGCAGUUUGGAGUCCCGGGACUGACGAAUAUCGUCCGGCUUUGUAUGUUUAUGACCUUGGUAGCCUCAAAUGGCUCCCCGAACCCGUUCAGGGACUCCCAAAUGAUGGCAACAUCUUUCCCUCUUGGGAAGCUGUCGAAACUGACGGGCCUAUCUCUGAAUCAUUCCUGAUGCGAGUCCAGAGAGAUGAACUGAAAUUUGCUGCGGUUUGGUCCGAAGACCACGUGACUGACGACCGCCUCCAGACCGAGACUCUAGUUCAUUGCUCCAAAUUCAUACUCGUGAUGUCCCAAGGCCAAUACCCAACCUUCCGUGCUGAACUCGUGUCUUCUGCAACCUUCAAUGCUGGAUGCUGCGCUUCCAUGGAAGGCACCACCGGCAGAUAGGAUUGUGACUGUUGGAUGGCCAGGUUUAUCAGAAGUUGUCUUUUAAGUGUCAUCUUGGCUGUCUGAUAUGUAGCAGGGAGGGGAGUUCUCAGCUUCACAAGUUGUCUUCCAAACACUUCUGUGAAGUGUCAAGCAGCUCUAGUUGUCUUUUAAGUGUCGUCUUGGCUGUCUGAUAUGUAGCAGGGAGGGAUUUCUCAGCUUUACAAGUUGUCUUCCAAACACUUUUGUGAAGUGUCAAGCAGCUGUAGUUCGAUUACAUGGCCUUCCUUUUUAUUGUGUUAUCCCUUUAUGUAUUCGGAUUGACGUGUGUCUGCUAUGUAUAUGUGAUGCAAAGUUGUGAAAUGACUUAGUGACUUGCUUUCUCUUGGCUCUAAUUGUUUACGAAGACAUGUUCCUCU